GGAAACUGAAAUAAAACUGAGAGUGAGGAGUAGAGAAGUAAAUUAGAAUUGAACUUUGACCUUACCUAAGUUGACUGAGCCUUGACUAAUUUAUAGUAAUUUUACAUUUAAAGUACCGUUACAGUGUGAAAUUGUCAAAAUUACUUUAAUGAGAGGGAGAGUCAGAGUUAACAUCUUAAUUUGAUAUUAUCAAUUGUCAUAUUAUGAUCAUAUUGCUUAAAAUUAAAUUAAAUUUAUUGAACCUAAAAAAAAAAAAAUAUUUGCAAUAAUGGAUAAAGGCCAACUGAUCUGACUGACUGUGAUGUGAAUGACAGUGAAUAACCAAUUGUAAUUGUCCAAAGUGACCAAAGCUUAAAAAUUAUCAAUAAAUUAGUGUAGUAAUUACAGUAAUGUUUAGGUCUACAUAACUAAAUAAUAAAAAGUGUAAAAGAAAGGCAUCACCAUCUGUUGAUUUACAUUUACAGCAACAAAAAAAUCAUGUUUGUCUCAAAAGUUUGACGCCCUGGUAAAAAAAUAGUCUCACAAUCUUUAAAUCCCCUACUGAUGAGAAUGGGGGUGAAAGUUUUCUUAAAAUUUCAGGUACUAGGAGCAAAAUCUAGCAUAUCAAAUGUGAUGCACCACUAUCCUGUUUUAAUCACUUAAUUUUUUUUUACAUUUCAUGUUUCCUUAUAGCCUAUAUAAUAAAUAGUUGUUAUUCUCACCACUAAUUAAAUUCUGAUAUUAAAUACAACACUCCUAGUCCUAGAAAAAUAAAUGAUCCUUUUACACCUUUACUUACCGGUACUCCUCUUAAUUUUUUUUCCAGGGCCUCUUUGACCAACAAUAAAGAAAAUGUACUUUAAACAAGAUGCAGGAUUUUUAUGUGGGUGCUUGAGAAUUGCAAGAAUCUUUUUGUAUCCAAGCUUCCUUUCCUUUAAUUGGCUUCUCUGCCUAUACAUUACUACGUUUCAAGAAAAUAAAAAUCCCAGCAACAUUUUGAAGCGAAAGAUUUUUCUCACACCAAUAUAUGCAAGUCUAUUCAUCUUGUUCCUACCACUAAUGAUCAUCUUCCUUCCACUUCGAUGUCUGUUACUGUAUUACCGUCGCCCGUUUAUGUGCUCUGAACACCACACAGCCUACACUCAUUGGCAAAGUCAAAUUCUAAAUGAGAAGAUAGACAGUGGAGACCACAAGUUUGGAAUUGCUACAGCCAACUUGUGCCUCAUGCCUGAGCUUGCUUCAAAGAUGAAUGAUUUAACAAAUGUUAGCAGGAGGGCCAAGAAAAUUGGGGAGCGCAUUGUGGUAAAUCAAUUUUAUAAUGAUGAAUGGAGCAAGAGUGAGUCAAGUUUGAAAAAUCCUGCAAGCAAUAAAAAUGUUGAUGGAAAAUUUCUAACAAAUGUAUCAGGCAGUGGAGACGGCAAUAACAGAGGCAAACAAAAGAAACAUGAAGAUAUUCAAGGGAUUGUUUCCACCAAUUUCCCAUUUGUGGAUAUUUUUGUAAUCCAAGAAGCUUGGUCAAGCUACCACAACCCAACUCUAAUGCAGGAGCUCCAUAAAGUAUUUCCCUACAUUAUCCAUGAUGCUGGAGUUCACUCUUACGAAAAUAAUCUUUUCUUCCUGAACAGUGGUCUUCUGAUUGCCAGUAGGCAUCCAAUAGUUGCUGUUGACUUUAAGCCAUUUGUUAACUUUGUAAAGCAUGGACGUCUGCUGUCAAAUGGUCUUCUUAUGGCUAAGGUGAUUUAACUUUAAUUUGCCAUUGUGUGAUAGCAAAGUUCUUUAUUUUCAAUUUAUUUUAUUUUCUUAGUUAUUUUUUUAAAGCAGAUAAUAUUAUGAUAUUAUGAUCAGAAUCUUUUUAAUUUACAAGGGGUUAAGAAUUUGGAUGGGGGGGGGGGGGGGCAACCUGAUGGAAAAUGUGCAAACAGCCAAUGUUCGAAUUGUAAAUUAUUUAUAUUCUUUCUUGAUAUUUAGUUUUUAAAUCUACAUCACAAAAAAAAUUAAAAUGCAACAUUUGUUUUCAAAUAACCCGAAACCAAGCUGGAUCAGCACUGGACCAUGGACCAGCAUUGAACAGAAAUUAAUUAAAUUGAUAAAUUCAAUUUGAUAAAAUGAUUUAAAAAUAACUUUUUAAAAAGUAGUAAUUUAUUUUUAAUAUCAAAUUUUAGUCAAACCCACUUAUCUUGACCUUGGUUAACUCGACAACCCUGUUAUGUCAACGUUUUGAAGUAGAACUGCCAAAUUCUCUCUUUGUCUUAGCAUUUUCUCCUUGGUUAUGUCGAUUCUUUUAUGUCGCCAAACUCUAAUAUCUCGAGCACUAAAGGCGGCCAAAUUUGCCACUUAACCUCGGUUAUCUUGAUCCCCUUGACCAAUCACCGGCUUUUGAAAAUUAUAUACAACAGAAACAUGCCCACUUCAAACUCUAGUAAUGGAAAUGAAAUGACAAUCUUUGUCCGCGCAAUUAACAUGACACAGCAAGAAGCGAGGAUUGAGAGGCUUGUAAACAAAAGAGAGAGGUCGUAGUACUAUUUAUAGCGAACCUGCUUGUUGCUUAAUAGGCUUUCACAUGUUCUCACAUUGAUUUUUUUUUUAACCCAGAAUCUGCUUUUAAAUAAACUUAACUGGCGAAUCAAAAGAGAGAGAGAAAAUAAAAAAAUUGUAAAUCCGGAGCUGAAAAAUAUUUAGUCUCACGAAUUCUGGGAUAAUCCAGAAAAGUGGCACCCCACAUAUGCCUGGUGUUGUUAGCAAACAUGUAUGUAAAUUUUUAUAGCAUGCCGACCGCUUCAUCAAACAAAUCGCGGUAAGGCUGUUGUGUUUUAAAAAAAACUCCAAAAACACAUGCAUGUACAUUCUCAUUUAUAAAUGCACAUCGUGUGCAUAAAAAAAUUUCAAGCUCAUGUUAAUAUAUUGCCGCCAUAUUGGUUUUCCAUUAUCUCGAUCAUCGGUUAUCUCGAUGCUUUUUGGCAAACACUGAGGCCAUCAACAUAACCGUGUUCCUCUGUAGUGAGUAGUCCAAGAUAAUCUACAUCUAUUCCCCAUUCGUUUUUUUAUUAUUUACCUAAUUCAUACAACAUGCAUAUAUUUUAAAUGUCCCAGCAGAAAAUAAAUUCACAACAGUUCUUAAGCCAUAUCUUUACUAUGUUGUCACCAAAAUGAUUUCAUGUCUUGAACUCCCUCCCCAACCUCCCUGUCUUGCGGUGAGUCAAUAUGAAUCAAAUUUGUUUUUGACUCAAUUCAAGUGGGUAUUGUUUGAUCUGCCAGGUGGUUAUUGGAAGGGAAAAGAGCGAGAAAAGACAUGUGGGUUAUAUUUUCAACACCCACCUCCAGUCAUAUCAAGGUGAGUCUAACAUUGUUGUUUGGAAAGGUUUAAAUGAACUUAUGAUGACUUGAAAUUAAUGUCUUUAUUUAAAUGUUAAAAGGCAUUUUUUUGUAGAAAAUAUUUAAUAUAAAGGGGCAUGCCAAUCAUAAAAGGUUGACACUUUAACAUUAUUGUUUUGUUAUUUGCUUUUAGUUUAAUGGCUUGACAUGUAAAUAGUUCUGGAAUGGGUAAAGUGAAUAUAUAUUUGUUUUGUUUUAUUCAAUUAAUGUAUGUUAAUUAAUUUUUUAAGUUCAUGAUUAUCUUUGUUAAAUUGUUUGUACAGUGUGGUGAGCCCAGCCCUAGGCUGGGGUACCAUGCUAUAUAAAACCACUAAUAUUAAUAAUAAUAAUGUAUUUUGCUAUGGUGGUGAGUUUCAUUUUUAUAGUUGAAGUUUAAAAUCCUCCUUAUCAGUGGUUUGGCGAAACAAAAAUAUUAGGCUGUCCAGACAUGCUUGCAAGCAAUCAUGGUAAAAAAAAUUAAUUUUAAUUAAAGGAUGAAGUUGUGAAAUUUUAGUUGCUUUAAGGUAUGGGUCAGAUUUUGUGCUGACUUUCAUGAAUUGUUAUAUUUUAUGAGAUUGAUAGUUAAUCUUGUAAAGUUUGUUGUAUUUUCUCCUCCAGGCAAGGACCAGAUAAUACCAAAACAAUUAGAUGAAAUGCUUGCCUGGAUUAAACUAUUCAAAGAAGAAAACAAGCAAAAAGGAGAUAACAUCAUUUUCAGCAUUAUAUGUGGAGAUUUUAACUUUGAUAACUUUUCUCCAGGUAGGCUGGUGUGGUACCAGUAACCAUAAAUUGUUAUUUAUACUGUGUUUACCUACUUGAAAAAGUUUGAAAGCAAAUAAAAUCUUCAGCUAAUCCUUAGAAGGUAAAUUGUAAUCUGACGAAUUUAAAGUAUAUAUGUAAAUACAUUUUACUUGUUUGUAGAUGGCUGUAAUUUUUUUUAAGUGGGUUACAGUUGUUAUAAAAAUAUGCAAGAAGAUAAUUUUUAAAUAAGACUUUGAAUCUGAAAGAAUGAAAAAUUAGGACUUUGUUAUUUCAACUUUUACGGAAAAGAAUGUUUAACCCACGAACUGUGGUCGGCCGAAAAAAUCAUCCGACUUUCUCGUUCUGUACUGUGGCGGCCGAAAAAAUCGGCCAAUAAAAACCACGGUCUGAUAGCAACUUCCAAUCCAAUAUUUAACCAGAAUUAUAGCCACGUCCUUUUAUUAAUAAUUAAAUUAUCUUCCGGUUCAAGCUGUUUCAUGAUAACUUGAAAAUAAAUACUUUUUAAUCAGAGUUUUAAAUCGCUGUUUUUUUCAAAGCUAAAAUGGUUGAAGCCAUGGCUGGGCCUUCAGUGCAAGAACUAAUAGAAAUAUGUUUGAAAGCUUUUUAAGAGAGAUUUUAAGUGAUACUGAUGAUGAUUUUAACAUUCCCCAUGACGAUAUCAGUUGAAGUUAUUCUUCUCGUGAAUUUUAUACUAGUCUUAGUGAUACUGAAGUAGGCCUACUGAGGCUACUGUUAGACUUCGAGCCAGGUCCGGAGGUUGGGCAAGGACUGACUAAAUUUUAGUCACAGAAGCUACAAAUUAUAGUUCAGAACUAAGAAAUUGUAUAGUUAAACAACCCAAAUCAGUUCCACAGUUCCUUUUUAAAUGUUUACUAGUCAAUAAUAACUAUUUUGCCUGAGAUUUAAACUCAGUUUUUUAAAUAAAUUUAUUCAUCUAAUAUAUUUUAUUAGAAUGAUUAGAAUUUAUCAAAAUUGUCUUAGUUUUGUUAUAUUAUAUAAAAAUAUAUAUAUACAUAUAUUAUAUUUUUAUUAUAUAUAGUAUAUUAUUAUUAUUAUAUAAACAAUUAUCUAUCAUCACUACUACUACCAUUAGCUGACAAGGAAAGCAGCAGACAUCCGGUUUUCAGUGAGUUCACAGACUUUGGAAGAUUAAAAGCUGGAUUGGACAAGCCAUGGACAGUAGGUUAGAAUGAUACUUAGUCUACUUGUACUGUAAAAGUUAGAAUGACAUUUCAUGUUCUGUAACUCAAGAGUACUGGGUAACAAAAUCUAGGUACCGUCCCAAAACACAGACCACCAACUGAGCAUCAGGACUUGUCCUUAUUUGAAAACUUAAAUAUUAACAAAUUCUGUAUCAAUGUGUCAACUAAUGCUGUACCAUUGUGUCCACAUCUGCUGGUCAAACAUGGAGUGAAACAGAUUCAAAUUUGUUCAUCCUUAAAAUGGAAUCUAUUUAAAUAAUGCUACACAAGCUGUAAAAUGGGAAUAAUUUAAAUAAUGAUAGAUCCGUCUGGAUUGAUUUAACCUUUAGUUUAGUUGCCACUCUGUUAGUUCCAUUGAUCAACCAGCUACUUUUGACAAUAAAAAAUUGAUGAAAACUUAACAAUUCAGUUAUGAAUUUUUUAGAAUAUGCUUUCAGAGUGCUUAUAUUUGGCUGAGGUAUUUGAAUUUUCCCAAAAUUUGGCUGUUGAUGUUUAAAAUAAAAAUCUGAACAAUUCAUAUGAUGGUAUAUGCUUGUAAGGUACUGAGAUGAGGCCAGAGUUCAUGUUAGAGAAGGAGGUUGCAACACCUGAAAGACUGAAAUUUGUCCUAGAAGAUCCCAUCCUUCGCCAGUGCCAUCUUGUGGAUGCAGAUAUUUUAGAGCAUUCAAAAGAAGCUAUUGUCAGUGGUGGUGUCAAACGAGAUGCUGAAGGCAAAGUCAUAGUUUUUCCAGAAGGUGGAAGGAGAAGGAUUGACUAUAUUUUAACCAAUGAUUUCUACCCAGUGGUGAGUUGUCUUUCUUUAAUUUUAAUUCAUGUUUUUAAAAAAUUUUAAAACUUGAAUUACACUAUCCACUACUCUAUUCCCUCACCAUCCACUGCUCUACUUCCACACCAUCCACUGCUCUAUUCCCACACCAUUCACUACUCUACUACUACACCAUCCACAACUCUGCUCCCACAACAUUCACUGCUCUACUCCAACACCCUCUUAAACAUAUCCCUCAAUUCACUCCAAUCAUUUUUCCUCAAACCCAUUCAUCCCCUUUUCCCCAUCCCCCAAAUUCUGCCCCAAAACACCAGAGAUCCUCCCACCACAGCCCUGAACACUUCUCUCACCCAUCCUAUCCCCAUUCUAACUUCUGCCCCAAAACACCAGAGACCCUCCCACCACAGCCCUGAACACUUCUCUCACCCAUCCUAUCCCCAUCUAACUUCUGCCCCAAAACACCAGAGACCCUCCCACUACAGCCCUGAACACUUCUUUCACCCGUCCUAUCCCCAUUCUAACUUCUGACCCCAAAACACCAGAGAUCCUCCCACUACAGCCCUGAACACUUCUCUCACCCAUCCUAUCCCCAUCUAACUCCCCCACACACAAGACCUAAACGCCAACAUAUUCCCAAUGCUCGCCACCUCACUCACCUACGCUGACAUUUAUUCAUUCUAAGCAAAAUUUAGGAUUUUACUUUUAUAACUUCCAUUUAGUCAAAGCUCAGCUGAAUUUAGAAAAGAAAAUUGAAUUAAACUAAAAAUAAAUCUUUUCAUCUCUGCAAAUAAUUAUAUUUAUCUGUCAUUUAUUAUUCAUAAUUAAAAACUUUACAUACAAUCUUAGCUUAUGAAAUAAUCCUAAUAUAUAUCCGUAAGACACUCUAUUUGCUCCUCUGGCUUAAUCCAACGCUUGAUUAUUUUAUUUUCUUUAUGUCCUUAUUGUUCACUCUCAUCUAAUUGCAUCCAGAAUGUUGAAAGCUACAGUUUUGUGACCAAACUGGCCCUACUGACUGACCACAUCCCUGUUGCCAUGAGUUUCACCUGCCAAAACUUGAAGUGAGAUUUUCCUGUUUGGCUUGCAGAUGUCUUGACCAUGACAGAGAAUGGUUUUGUACUGCUAAUGACUUUUGAAUGGCACGAUUAUUUAUGACACAAUGUGAAUAUCUACUGUUAAAAUUGCAAAAGAAAGUGAUGCAGCUAAUUGAGAUGGUAUGUCAUUUUCCCCCGAGCCAAUAUUCAAUUUUUAAGGCAAACAAAAAAAGGGAAAAAAGUGUGAAUGGUUUUUAACAGACAGCUUCUAUGGCAGCUCUAGUGUAGAUGUCCAAAUGUUCAUUCCACUUAAAUCUUUGUUGACCACCAAUUAACCAUUGUUUUUUGGGUUAUUUAUGAUCAAUAAGUAUUUAUAUCAAAAUACGGCUAGGUUUAAAUACAAAAUUAUUUUUUGGUAUGCACUUUGAGAAAAAUGUAUCCAAUGUGGAUUUUAGGAUGUACAAUUAUUUUAUACAAUUGAAGUUUAAACUACCAUCAAAUUUCAAAUAGUAAUAUAACUCUUAAACAUCCAUUAUGUGUGCAUCUAUCUUUGUAUUUAUACAAUUACAUCUUAUUAUCUGCGGGAGCUCUUUUGUUAUAUAAAUGAAAUAUUAAAGUUAUUUAAAACUCUCCGGGCAAAUGUGACCAAAAAGCCUUGCAUAGUGACAUUUUUUAAAUUGCAUUUUAAUUUUAUGCAGUUUUUAGUUCAUUACUAAAUUCUGUUAUAUAUGCUUGAGAUUUUUCUUGUGUUCUAUACACCCAGGCUUGCUGUGAUUGCUUUAAAUAUGUAUGUUAUUUAUAUCAAAAAUGAGGACAUGUUUAUUUACAAUGAUAUACUAAUCCAAGGCUUUCCUAGUUUGUCAAUUUUGUUUAAUCAAACUUUGACUAGUAAUGUUUAUGUGCAUCAAACUUCAUUUCAUUUUCUUCUUUAUGAAAUUUUAUGUUGAGUUUGAGAAAUGUGUUCAACAUGCUGUGUCUUAUAUGUGAUCAUAAGUACAAGCCUCCCUUGUGGACAUGGCUAAACAUCUUCAUCACUACAGAAUGGGCCAGACACCUACAUCACUACAUAAUGGGCCAAACACCUACAUCACUACAGAAUGGGCCAAACACCUACAUCACUACAGAAUGGGCCAAACACC
This is a messenger RNA of Lymnaea stagnalis (great pond snail), 8230 nucleotides long. Lineage: Eukaryota; Metazoa; Mollusca; Gastropoda; Lymnaeidae. The record is from the annotation of a GenBank genome assembly.